UUCUUGUACUUCUUAGAUACCAAAAGAUCUAUAGUAGGCCUACAUUUAAAUCACAUGCAUGUAUAGGUCUGUAUUAAAUAUGCGAUCACAGCCUAGCUGGCGCAUGUCACCUUCCUCAACGGCAACAUUCAUACAUAAAACAGCGACGCAAUUCACGCAACGGACCAUGGCCUACAGCCACGGAAAUAAGUUACCCGUACACAGCAGCACGGAUGUUCUACUAGGAUCUAUAUAGAUCUAGAUCUACAUGUGGGUAUAUACGGAGAACAUCUAUUAAAAUGGCUUAUCGGUGUAGACCAAAAGCACAAUCCAUUUUUUUUCUGUUGAAUGGAUUAUUGUUUGCAUCUUUUCAUGCCAGUGUUGUGGACGAACCCCUUCCAAUUAAUAUGACAUUAGUAUAUGGUACAUUUCUUAAUAACAAGUUAAUAUGUACAUUUGGUACUGAUGAACAAAUUCAAAAUAGUAAUAUCGAGCCCUCAUGUUAUGAACCAUACAAAAAUGUGAUGCAUUUGUUACCUGAUGGAACUAAAACACAACCAUAUCUACCAUAUAAACCCUUUGGUGACAAUGGAAAAAUCCUCGAAUGUGAAACAGAAAUUCCAAAUGGAAAAUUUAUAGAUUGUGAUUAUAAACCUUAUUAUGUCAGCACUAAGUGCACUUUUAGCUGUAACAGUGGAUAUCAUUCUAAGAGCACAAAUGUGAGCUGUCUUCUAAUGAAACCACUCAGCAACGUGACUGCUAAAUGGUGGCCCAUUGAUCCAUGUCAACCAAGAGAAUUUGAUGUAACUACAGUUAACACAACUCCUGAUGAACCUCCUGGUUCAGCUCCUGUUGUAACUCCUAGUUCACCUCCUGAUGAACUUCCUAGUUCAGCUCCUAUUGUAACUCCUUUUGAAGCUUCUGGGAUUAGUGUACUGUUUACCAUUGUGAUAGUCUUAUCAUCUCUAUUGGGAGCAGUUGCUUUAAUGCUUAUUUUCUUUAUAUUAUAUAAAAGGAAAGCAGAACAAACUCCACGUACAUAUAAGAUGUCAGAACAAGAAUUAGCAUUUGGUGAGCUACCAUCUUGUAAUCGUAAGGAUGCUAAUGACAAUAUUGGCAAUGCAGGUGAUUCUGAAUUCUUCAGAGAUAAACAAGUUCAACAUUUUAAAAUGGAAGAGGAAAAUCCAACGGAAGCAUCAACGUUUCUGUCACACCCUAGUGAUAAAGUGGACAUUUAUACUGAUAAGGAUGUUAAAAAAGGAACUUCUGCUCUUUUACAUGGUUACACUGAAGAUAAACUUGAUCGAAUUGAAAAAGAAAUUAAUAACCUUCAGAAAACAUUAAUAUAUGAUGAGAAACAAGAAUCUGCUGAUAAGACUUUUUCUUUUUUAGAUGAGAUAGAGUGUCCUGUCAAGUCCCUAGACAGCUGCUGUCCUAUACAAGUUCAAGGUAAAUGUGACGUGAACAUAAAGUUUUUGUUGAAUCAAAACAUCAAUUACAAAGGCAAACUUAGAGGUGAGCUAGAACUCAUUGAUGGUCGUCCACUCGCACACAGUUUAGCUGGCUAUGCCAGAUGUCACUGGAAAGACUUGGGCUAUGCUUCUGUAAAUCAGGUCAAGGUUAUUGAAGAGUCAUUCAAGCAAAGGACAGAUGACAAAGCUUCAGAUGAAUUUCUCCAAGUCAUGUCGCAGCGUGGAUACACCAUCGGAGAAAUGUUGGAAUAUUUUUAUCAAGAACAAGCACACAACGUGGUUGAUGUUGUUUUAGAAGUGCAUAAAGACUGUCAUUAUUGCAAUCAACUUGGGAGGAAGUGAUGCCUUCAUGUUGUUUUUAAAAGUCCACACAGAGCUUUUACUUUGAUCAAUUUAAGAGUGAUCCUUUGGCAUUUUAUUGAUUCUUUUAAUGUGUUAAAGCUGAACUAUAUCAGCUUGGGAUGAGAUGACCAUGAAUAAUAAAGUCAGUAGAUGCAAACAAAUAAAGUGAAGAGGGAAAACCUUUGGCUUUCUGUAAUGAGGAUCUUGAGCUUAAAACUUUCUGACACUUUAGUGAUCACAAUAAUCCUGUAGACCACUGAAAAAGGUGUAGGCCUACUUAUCACUCUUGGAUGGCUGCCUGGUUGUGCAGUAUGCGCGAUGGACUGUCUGUUUUGGUUAUCUUGAUAAUCCCGGUUCAUACCCUGCCCAUUGCUGAACCAGUAGACGUUUGUGGCUAGGAAGUAGAAUUAUCUUCAACUUUGAAGGAACAUCCAAAAUAUGUUAAACACUUUACAAUUUUUCUUCUUAGACUGCUUAGUUUUGAAGGGAAAAUCAUAAUAACACUUCCAUCAUUGUUCUUCUACUUAUAUAUAUCUCAUUCCAGCUGAUGAUGCUUUUAGUGAGUUAUUUUAAUAUUUUAUUUGAAAUGUGCCAUUUUCAUGUCUGCUUAUUCAAGAAAAUUGUCAUAGUUUUUAUGACAAAGUUCUUUUUAUUUUUUUGCACAUCAGCACUCAUAAGGCCAUGCCAUGCUUUAAUAAGACUGUUUAAUUUAUUGAUUUAGUUAAGUUUUACUAAAAACAGUUUAAGUGAAAUCUGAGCAUUUCUUUUAACUUUAUCUUUGUUACCGAUGAGUUAUACACAUUUUAACGAAAUAUUCUUUUAAUAUAGUAUUUCCUAUUCUAACUAAUUUAAAUGUUUCUUUUACUUCAAGCUGCUGCUAGGUAAAAACUUAACAAGUAGGCUACUGGUAACAUAAACAGUUGUUUUUUAUAGAAAAAACAAUUCCUCCUUUAUAUAGCUGACCAACCUCUGAAAGAGUGAUUUUUUUUUUGCUCUUAAUGAAUGAUGAGAUUUUUUUUAUUUUUUAAACCCCCCUUAUUUUCCCCUCCCCCUGAAAAAAUCCUGGUUACCCUUAAAUGCAUCUAUAAAUUUACUCCAAGAAAAAAAAAUUCCAGCCAUAGAUCUAGACUUAGAAGGCAGAGCUCAAAUGUUCUUGAAGGAAUACCCACUGUGAUGUAUGUCAGUUUAAGAUGAUUGUCUAUAUCAAAUUUAAUUUUAGAAUGCUUUUAAAAAUAAUAACAAUCCAACUUGAGUUUUCCCAGUGUGACCAAUUAACUAGUAAUUCUUUCCCCAAAGAUAUCAAAAUCGAAAACCUUAUAUCCAUCUAGGUUUUUCUGACCUUCUGACCUUUUCCAAUGAAGACUUUGCUAACUGAAUAAAGGAAUUGCAAAAAAAAAUAAUGUCUCAGGAUGAUUUUAGCCUGCCUCCUUUUGAAAACAAAAUAGAGGUAAAAAAAAAAAAAAAAAAUAGAAGAAUGUAUAGUAGUCAACUAUUUAUACAGGAAAUCAAUUCAAAUGUCGUUUUGUGCUUUGUUUAUGACUGUCAUGAAAUCCAUUUUUAUUCAAAGCAAGUGCAAUUUAGAUAAUUCAGUGAAUCUUGAACUAUUUAAAUGAUAGUAUCAUCAGCCAAUGUGUUUGAGGAGAUAAAAAGUUCAAAUCUUGUAUUUGUGUUGUUGCCUCUUCUUCCUAUCUUAUAUAUUAUUGACAUUACUUGAAAAAAGAAGAUAAUUAAGUCUGACACAUUUCAUGUGUCAAUUUAGUCAUGCAUGUUAAUCAGUGGCUUAAAUUCUCCUAAGUCAUUGGUUUUCCAGGCUGAUUCAGGCAACCCAUUCCAUUCUCUAAUGGCACUAGGUAAGAAGGAGCACUUGUAAGAAUUUAUUCUAGCGUUUUCAGAGUUUCAUUAGGUUUAUUUUUCUAUUUGUAAAUGAUGGUUUAGUGUUUUAUGUAUUAUAGCUACUUUACUUUUUAUUCUUCUGUCCUGAAGUGUCUCUUAUGAUUCUAAUAAUGGUUUUACUCUAAUCAAAUAGGAAUAUUCAUUUGUUAUAAAUCUCACUGCUCUAUUUUGUAUUUGUUCUAGUUUCUUUAUGUUUUCUUAAAUUGAGGGCUCUCAGAGGAUGCAUAUUCUAAUAUUGGCCUAAUUAAGUUAAAUAGCAUUUUAGUUUUAUUAUGAUGUUUGAUUUGUACAAAUUUCUUUUGAUAACCCUAAUGUUUUGCUGGAUUUUUUAAUAAUUUCAUCAAUAUUGGGAUUCCAUGAUAACUUUUCAUUUAUUAUUACACCUAGAUAUUUUGAGUUUUUAGUCUCUGAGACUGGUUUACGAUGAAUAAAAUAAGCUUUUAUUUAUUUUUUUUUUGUUACUCUUAAUAGCUGGCAUUUUUCUGGGUUGAAAGACAUGCUUCAAUUUGAUUCCCAUUUCUGUAAUUCUUCUAAUUAUUUUUGUAAAAUUUCAUUAUAUUGUGUUUUUAUUGUUCUAUAUAUUAUCAUCUGCAAAUAAUCUGACUUUUGUUCCUGAACUAAUGCAAUUUGGUAGAUCAUUUAUGUAAAUUAAAAAUAGUAGUGGACCUAAGACUGUUACUUGAAGCACACCUAAAUUUACUGUUAUUGGUGUUGAUUAGAGCCAUUUAUUAUUACAGUUUGUUCUCUUUCUAUUAGAUAAUCCUGAAUCCAUUGAUGUAAUGAACAAUUAAUGCCAAAGUAUUUUAGUUCUGUAAGCAGGCUAAGGUGAUGAACUUUGUUAAAUGCCAUAGAAAAGUCUUGUAAAAUUGCAUCUAUUUGUUCUUACUUAGACUUAGGUCCUCCCAUGGCGCAUUGGGCGACAAGCUGUCUCCACAAAGAUCUGUCACUGGCAAUGUCUGAAGCCUCCUCCCACCUGGUGUCCACUGUUCUGAGGUCCUCCAUGAAUGUGUGGCGCCAUGUUAUAUGAGGACAUCCCUUUAUUGGCCUUCAUGUCAUCACAACUCUUGGUAUGCUUAGUUUAUUUUGUCGGAGAACGUGUCCCGCAAACCACAUGCGAUGCUCUGUCACAAUCUCACUAAGUGUUCAACUCCCAGUUCGGCAUAGGAUUUCUUUGUUUGAUUAUCGAUUAUCAAUCUAUGUAACUGACUCCUCACCCAUUUUUGUUGAGCCGCAUUCAGUCUUUUCUCAAUUUUGACAUGACUUCCAUGUCUGACAUGCUUAUGUUGCUGUUGGGAUGAUGAUGAUGUUGAAUAGGUGUAUUUUUGUCUCGAGUCCAAUGGAUUGGCUUGUCCAAAUAGGCUGCAGCCUUUGGAAAAUGCUCCAUGCCUUUCCUGUUCAGCACACUGCAUUGCGGUAGACAUCCCCAUCAUUUGUUAUGAUGCUACCAAUGUAUGUGAACUUAUCCAACUCUUCAAUCUUUGACUCGCCAAGUCUGAAGGGGGCACCCUUUGCCUUAUAUCCCAUUCGCAAAAGUUAAGUCUAUUUGUUCACUAAUAUCUAAUCCCUUUAAAAAAUCAUCAAUUAAUCCUAAUAGUUGAGUUUAACAUGACCUAUUUUUCCUAAAGCCAUGUUGGUAAGGAGUGAGGACAUUAUGUUGAUCUAAGUGAUUUAUGGUGUUUCUACAUAUAAUGUGAUCUAGAAUUUUACAUGUGAUGCUGGUGAGUGAUACUGUGCUGUAGUUUCCUGGAUCAGAUUUUUCUUUUUCAAAUAAGUGACAUUAGCUUCUUUCCAGUCACUCGGUACUAUUUGCUGAUUUAGUGAUGCCUGAUAAAGAAUUUUGAAUUAGUUCUUUGAGCAAUCUAGCUCUAAUACAAUCAGGUCCAAAAGCUUUUUUUUUUUGCUAGCAUAGUUUUUGGAUUCCUUUUUCUUGUACAUUUAUAUCUGCUAUGUUUUCUACUGGUUUAAAUAUAUUAAUAUGUCUUUGUCUCCUGAGAAUGCUGAUGCAAAAUAUUUUUAAAGAAUGUUAGCUUUAAUUUCAUUAUCAUUAUGUGUUAAGUUAUCUUCACCUCUAAUGGGAAUUACUCCUGUUGUUUUAAUUUUUUUAGAUUUAAUGUGACCAUAAGUUUUUGUUGUUGUCUUCAGAUAUCACUUUAUUUAUGUAUUCACUCUACAGCUGUCUUUUGGGUUAGUUGUUUGACUUUAAGGUACUUUUUAUGGAUUCUGCCUUAGUUUAAUUACAUUUUUAAAAUAGGUUUGCUUUCUGUUUGCAAAGUUUCUUUAAUUUCAUUUAAAUGUUAUAGCAUGCAUUAAGCUUUUAACCAUUAAGAGAUUUCAUGUAAUAUUACCCCUAUACUAAAUCAUGACUAUGUACAUAGGGAUGACCCUUAGUUUUCAAGUUUAUAAAUUAUUGCUUAAUUUCCAUAAAUGUGUACACACAAUUUUCUUUAAAAAUUUGCCAGUAACAGAAAACUAUUAGUAAGUUGUUAAAAAAGUUGUAAGAUGCCAUCAAAUCUUAAAUUACAAUGUUCUUUCAAAAAAGAAAAUUAAGGGCCACCCCAAUGAAGAUUUUUUUUUAUUAUUAUUUCUUAAUGCAUUUAGUGUGUUGAAACAAAUAUUUUUUUAAAGAUGUUUUGUUAUUGUAGACACAAUGUUCUUCUGAUGGCUCUGAUGGCAGCAAAUAUUCAUUUAGAAAAAUUCUGAUUUCAACUGAACUUGUAAAUAUUCAUGGUUUGGAUUAUAUGCUGGCACAUAGACCAAACAUGCUGGUGUAAAUAUGAUCUUUUUAUAUAUAUCUUUCUCAAUAAAAUUACAUAUUUUAACUGAACAA
Molecule: messenger RNA, 6513 nt
Organism: Biomphalaria glabrata
Lineage: Eukaryota; Metazoa; Mollusca; Gastropoda; Planorbidae
Exons: 14
Coding region: 279-1793 (504 amino acids)
Source: RefSeq, a predicted model, not a curated record